This is a messenger RNA of Diatraea saccharalis (sugarcane borer), 456 nucleotides long. The record is from the annotation of a GenBank genome assembly. NCBI's taxonomy places the organism in Eukaryota, Metazoa, Arthropoda, Insecta, Lepidoptera, Crambidae.
AUGUCCACAUACUUACCAGGCAAGAUGUUCCGAACCUCUACGCUUCUUCCGCUUAUGAUCGCCAUCUCCCUACUACAUAGCUGCCAAGGUCACGCAAGGACUUUCACUAGAUGCCAGUUGUCCAGGGAAUUACUAAGAUACAACUUCCCCAGAAGUCUCAUACCUAAUUGGGUUUGUUUAAUUGAACACACCAGCGGUAGAACUACAGACAAGGUGACCAACCACAGCAACUCAUAUGCCAGCUAUGGACUAUUUCAGGUCAACAAUAAAGAUUGGUGCAAAAAAGGGAGAAAAGGAGGGCACUGCAGUAUGAAAUGUGAAGAUCUCCUAAAUGAAGAUUUGGCAGAUGAUGUGAGGUGUGCCAAACGUAUUUACGACAGAGUAGGCUUCAAGGCCUGGCCCUCAUCAUACUCCUACUGCAAAGAAAAGAGCCUACCGGAUCUCUCGAGAUGCUAA